AUGCCAUCACCUCAGAAUGUGCGCCGAAUGGUUCUUGCCGGGGCCGUCACAUCUAUCACUAUUGCCGGUACUUUGUACGGGGCAGGCAUAAAAACGAAAGAGGAGAUUGCGCAGGAAACUAAGAAGCGCCAAGAGGCAACUUUCGAUGAACAAAUGACGGCACUACAAAACAUGCGCUCAAACUUGACGGCUCGGAGAGGAAUGAUCGAAACUCAGAUCCGAGACCUGGAUACUAGGGUGCAAGAAAAGAAAGAAAGGAAUCCAACCAAUGGCGAUGGAGUAUGA
Molecule: messenger RNA, 285 nt
Organism: Penicillium angulare
Lineage: Eukaryota; Fungi; Ascomycota; Eurotiomycetes; Eurotiales; Aspergillaceae
Exons: 2
Coding region: 1-285 (94 amino acids)
Source: RefSeq, a predicted model, not a curated record